CUCAGAAUUUGGCUUAAACCCAAUUUUCAGGAAUGGGCAUGUAAAACAUCAGUUUUAACCAUUAUACUGCAGCGAGAAGUAACUUUGGUCGUAGGGUCCUGAAGACCAGUUCAGCGAGGCUUUUAGCAUGGCAUCCGAAACAGCUGAUGUAACUCCUGAGAUGGAGCAAGGGCGUCCCUCCACGCCCAGCCGGGCACAACCAGCCUCCGUACCAAGACGAGAGCCAACCACCGUUGGCCAGCAGUUGUCAUCGGGAGGAGAGGGUAGUGGCUUCCGUUCAAGCGUCACUAGGGACGAGGGAGACGGAGCACCAGUCAGUGAAACGACCCUGCCCACUGACCCCUCGACCGCUCGGCAUAUCCCUUAUGUCAAGGAACGUCCCAGGCCGUUUUCUGUCCAGGUGGAGUUUGACAUGGUCCAGUUCAUCUUGUUUAUCAUUGCACUGUGUACGCGGAUGUGGAGGCUUGAGCAUCCUAAUGGGAUCGUUUUUGAUGAACUCCACUACUUGCACUUCACACAUCUCUACCUCAACGGGACAUUCUUCUUCGACCAUCAUCCUCCGCUUGCCAAGAUGUUAUUCGCAUUCGCUGGCUACCUCAGUGGUUAUACGCCGACGAAGAACUACGAUAACAUUGGCCUUGAAUUCAGCCCGGAUGUGCCCAUCUGGUACCUGAGGUUCGUGCCCGCCUUCCUUGGGAGUCUCCUGGUGCCCGCGGUCUAUCAGAUCAUGGUCGAGAUGAAAAUGAGUCGGUGGACUGCUGCCAUCGCCGCCAUUCUGGUCAUCGCUGAAAACUCGUUUCUGGUGCAGUCUCGUCUGAUGAUGGCGGAGAGUCUGGUCUUAUUCCUGAGCGCAGCCGCCCUCCUCACAUUAUUGAAGUUUAGGAAUCUCUCACAUCGGCCGUUUACGCCGCCCUGGUGGACAUGUUUAGUGUUGCUGGGAGUUUGCAUGGCCUGUUGUAUUGCCACGAAGUAUAUUGGUUCCAUGACCGCUUUACUGGUGUUGAUUAUCAUCUCCCGAGAUCUCUGGUCCAUGCUCGCAGACGUGACAAUCUCAGACAUGACCUUAUUUAAACACACAGCUUCCCGAAUCUUGUGUCUCCUAGUCUUACCGUUCACUAUCUAUAUUGGAAUCUUCUAUGCGCAUCUUAGCAUUCUAACGAAAGCCGGGCCUAACAACCAGAUGAUGACGAGUCAGUUUCAAGCCAGCUUGGAGGGUGGCCUCGCCGCCAUCACCAUGGGCCAGCCCCUGUACAUCUCAUACGGCUCCCAGAUCACGCUGCGACACACGUUCGGCCCGCCAUGCUGGUUACAUUCCCACAAUGCCGUCUACCCGAUCCGCUAUGAGGACGGCCGCGGCAGCAGUCACCAGCAACAGGUCACGUGUUACAGCUACAAAGACGUUAAUAACUGGUGGCUCGUAAAACAUCCGGGAAAAAAUGUUACAGUGGUUCAAGACCCACCGCCUAAGAUUAAACAUGGCGAUGUUGUCGAACUUCUUCAUGGUAUAACGGGUAGGCUCCUUAACAGCCACGACGUUGCCGCGCCAAUCUCGCCCAUGAACCAGGAAGUGAGCUGCUACGUCGACUACAAUGUGUCAAUGACGCCACAGAAUCUCUGGCGCGUUGAGAUUAUGAAUAAGGACACGGAGGGCGAAUAUUGGCAGACAAUUCGAUCACAUGUGCGUUUGGUCCACGUCAAGACUGAACAGGCUCUCAAGCUCACUGGCAUGCAUCUGCCUGAAUGGGGUUUCAACCAACUCGAGGUCGCCACGGAUAAAGACACCGGUCAGGAGUCAGUCGUUUGGAACGUGGAGGAGCAUAAGUAUACCUUAGCUGAGAAUGACAAAACGGAACAGGAAGUGUUAAAAUCCUCGGAGUUCAUCCCGACUGAACCGAUGCAUCUGACGUUCUGGCAGAAGUUCUCUGAGCUGCAGAUGAAGAUGUGGAUGGUGCGUGUUGACGAGGAGAUGGACCAUCGCUUCAGCUCGACGCCCUUCGACUGGCUCGUUGACGAUCGCAACAUUGGAUACUGGUUGAGUCCCAGUGGAAAUGCACAGAUUCACCUCAUUGGUAACGUCGUCUCUUGGUACUCUGCACUCCCUGGCUUCAUUCUCUUUGUCUUGGCGUUUGUCAGCAUCGUCUUGGCGAGGAAGAGAGCUUUAACUUUCGUACCAGAAGAUUACCUGGAGCACAUGCAGUUUAUAGCAGAGCUGCUCAUCGGGGGCUACCUCCUGCACUACAUUCCAUUCCAUCUGGUCGAGUCGACCUACUUCCUGUAUCACUAUCUCCCGGCUGUCUUAUUCAAGCUCAUGUUUGUGGCGGUGCUGAUGGAGCAGGCGUACCUUCUCAUUGCAUCUAAUCCGAGGCUGCAUCACCUGGCUGUUGGCCUCAUCGGUUUAUGGCUGUUUGCAGUCGUCAUGGUCUUCUAUAGAUUCCUCGGUGUAACCUAUGGACUUGUCAACUACACCAAAGAGCAACUGAUGGCCUUAGCACUUAAGUCCACAUGGGACUUUGUCCUGAGAUCCUAGACUUGAUUUAACACCUAAUCUACAGGAAUGGAGGACCUAUGGCUACAGACUUCAGACAAAUGUCUCUAACACACACUUAAGAAAAAUCCACUAAUACACAAUGCCGUAGUGUAGUUGUUAUGAAUACAAAUUUGUUUGAACUUGGUAUUCAUAGUAUUUGUAUAUCGGGCUACACAACGGCAAUGUUUAAAUUUGUAUUUAGGAUGUGUUUCCGCAAUUGGAAAUUUUUUAAUUCAAUUACAAAUUCAAAUUUUAACAAACGGCGUAAGCCUUUAAGGUAAUAAAGGCCAGUGAAGUACGUAUUUGCCGUAAUAAAUUCUAGUCUUCAUUGUUUACAAAAAUAGCCAAAUCAUUCUGGUGCCACAUUUCCAACGAGAUUUUUUGCUCAUCUUGAGGCCGUUUUAUAACAAGAUUUUAUUUGAAAAUGUCAAAUCUUAUUUAAGUUAUUAAAGAGGGAUAACAGGCAGAAGCUAGUUGGUCAA
Messenger RNA from Lineus longissimus, 3009 nucleotides. RefSeq names its product protein O-mannosyl-transferase 1-like. The coding region runs from base 128 to 2527 and encodes 799 amino acids. NCBI's taxonomy places the organism in Eukaryota, Metazoa, Nemertea, Pilidiophora, Heteronemertea, Lineidae. The transcript is spliced from 15 exons. Gene Ontology annotation, cellular component: endoplasmic reticulum; membrane. The record is from RefSeq and is a predicted model, not a curated record. Gene Ontology annotation, biological process: protein O-linked glycosylation via mannose. Gene Ontology annotation, molecular function: dolichyl-phosphate-mannose-protein mannosyltransferase activity.